Molecule: messenger RNA, 1060 nt
Organism: Didymella exigua CBS 183.55
Lineage: Eukaryota; Fungi; Ascomycota; Dothideomycetes; Pleosporales; Didymellaceae
Exons: 1
Coding region: 287-811 (174 amino acids)
Source: RefSeq, a predicted model, not a curated record
GGACGUACAGCGUCUGACAUGCACAAUCUUAUCAUAGAUCCCGGGUGCCGUGCAGUUACCCCUUUACACUGUCGUCUAACGCAGUCCUUACGAUAGUAUCAUCAACGGUCUCGUUCUCGACACCAAGGAAUUUCGCGCACGCAGUAGUGUCCUUGUCGAUCAGCACACCCAACUUCCCCUAAAAACAACAAGCGCCCUCAGCACCAGCCGCCUUGAUCAGCGCCUCACAUUCCCCCAAAAACAUUCCCACGCAGCACAUCCCCACAAGUAAAACCCGGCACCAACAAUGGACCUCACCGACCACUACCACAACCCCUACCUCCGCCUGCUCCCACACUACCGCACUUACUUCCCAGCCAUAUUCCGCUCCUGCAAUCCCUUCGUCAGAUCCCUAACCCUCAGCCCAAGACGCACGGCCUUCCUCUUGACCCUCGUCUUGCGCACCGUGCAAACGAGCUGGUACCUGUUCCUGGGCAUCAUGGGCCACGCCAAAAGCAACGGCAUCUGGCUCCUGGUCGCCAUCUGCGUGGUGGCGUUCACCGUCGAAAUGUGGAACUUGCAUCUGGUCGUCGAGGCCGAGAGCGAGGGUCAGCUGGGUGCGUGGCGCGUGCCGGCCGGCGCGUUCACGUUGUUUGUGGGUUGGAUUGCGGUUUGGCAUGUCUGGAUGGUGCCGUUGGAGGUCGAUGGGAUGGCGUUUUACGGCUCGGGGACGGCGGUGUUGUAUGUGGAGGGCUUUUGGAUUGCAGUGAUUGCUUUUGUGGCGUGGGUCGCGAACAGGGAGCCUGUGGUCGAGGGUUUGAGUCUGGCGUAAAAGUUGGCGCGCUUGUGUAUCGUGGGAUGAUCGUGGGGAAAGGUUGGAGCAUUGUUCUUGCGCUCGCACAGCGGUCGAAUAUUGUAUGGUAGUGGGCCUUUACAAUCAUCCUAAGAGCCACUCCCUGAGCAGCCGAUCUCAUGAUGAGUCCGGGACUGGAGGUGCCCACAUCCAUUGCUGUAGGUUGGGCAUGAAGUCGAAAAAGCCGGUGUCGUUGUAUGGCAGCACACCCUGCGACCAUACAGCCGU